This is a messenger RNA of Triticum aestivum (bread wheat), 1620 nucleotides long. RefSeq names its product patatin-like protein 2. The coding region runs from base 122 to 1426 and encodes 434 amino acids. The record is from RefSeq and is a predicted model, not a curated record. Lineage: Eukaryota; Viridiplantae; Streptophyta; Magnoliopsida; Poales; Poaceae. The transcript is spliced from 4 exons. Gene Ontology annotation, molecular function: monoacylglycerol lipase activity; glycerophospholipase activity. Gene Ontology annotation, biological process: lipid metabolic process.
CACCAACAACGCCGUCGAUCGUCACACAAGUGCCGAAGACAAACGAACCAGCCGACUGAACAACUUUCGUAAAGAGAGUUAAGGUCUUAGUUUGAGGUUGCCAAGGUCAAUCGUAACCACCAUGCCGCCGGCCAUGCAAGUAGCGGAAGGGGCCGGGCUGAGAAGCAACGGGCCCCGGAUCCUGAUGAACGCGGCCCAGCGUGCCCUCAGCCGUGGCGCGUCGUCGUCGUUGGGGAGCCCCAGGUCGCCUCCGCCCUCCUACGGGAGCAUCGUUACAGUGCUCAGCAUCGACGGCGGUGGCGUGCGCGGGAUCAUCCCCGGCACCAUCCUCGCCUUCCUCGAGGAGAAGCUCCAGGAGCUCGACGGGCCCGAGGCGAGGAUCUCGGACUACUUCGACGUGAUCGCCGGGACGAGCACCGGCGGGCUGGUGACGGCCAUGCUCAGCGCGCCCGACGACGCGGGCCGUCCGCUCUUCGCCGCCAAGGACAUCAACAAGUUCUACCUCGACCACUGCCCGAGUAUCUUCCCUCAAGCCAGCAAAGGGCCCUUCAGCUUGAUGAGGAGCAUGAUGGGACCCAAGUACAACGGCGAGUACCUCCACUCCGUCGUCAAGGAGCUGCUCGGCGACACGCGGGUCGGCGACACGCUCAACAACGUCGUCAUCCCAACCUUCGACAUCAAACUCCUGCAGCCCACAAUCUUCUCCACUUACAACGUAUGUGAUGUGAUAAAUCGAAAAAACGCUCUUCUAUCGGACGUCUGCAUCAGCACGUCCGCUGCGCCGACCUACCUCCCCGGCCACCACUUCCGGACAGAGCAAGAGGAUGGCAAAGUCCGGGAAUUCAACCUCAUCGACGGUGGCGUUGCUGCAAACAAUCCGACCUUGCUGGCAAUGACGGACGUAAGCAAGCAGAUCCUGAUGGGAAACCCAGACUUCUUCCCCAUCAAGCCCGCGGACUACGGCAAGUUCAUGAUCCUUUCGCUGGGCACCGGUACCGCCAAGAUCGAAGAGAAGUUCGACGCUGCCGAAUGCAGCAAGUGGGGCCUUCUUGGGUGGCUCUACAACAGGGGCGCCACGCCCAUCAUCGAUAGCUUCAGCCAGGCCAGUGCUGACCUUGUGGACAUCCACGCCUCUGUGCUCUUUCAGGCGCUUCACUGCGAGAAGCGCUACCUCCGGAUCCAAGACGACGAGCUCAAGGGUGAGACGGCCUCCGUCGACGUGUCAACGCCGGAGAACCUCAACCGGCUCGUCGACGUUGGCAAGGCACUGCUCAAGAGGCAGGUGUGCAAAGUGAACGCUGAGACGGGGAAGAAUGAGCCCGACCAACAUAGGGGCACGAAUGAGGAGGAGUUGGUCAAUUUCGCACGCAUGUUGUCGGAGGAGCGCAAAGCCAGACUUCGGAAGGAGGGCGAUGUUGAACUCUAGAGACUUGGGGCAUUCCUUACUAUUCGAAUUUGAUGAGACUGACGAGCACUACCUAUAUUAUUUGUAUAGAUAGAUAUAUUUGUGUACAUAUUAAUUUGUUGAUAGUCAUUUAUAUCUGUUUAUUCAUGUAGAUAUUCAUUGUUUGUCCAAUAUUCCCUCUAUAAACCACUGCGUAUAUGGCAUGGAUGUCCCAA